This is a messenger RNA of Exophiala spinifera, 1413 nucleotides long. RefSeq lists its product as uncharacterized. Gene Ontology annotation, biological process: positive regulation of mitochondrial translation. Bases 1 to 1413 code for a protein of 470 amino acids. Lineage: Eukaryota; Fungi; Ascomycota; Eurotiomycetes; Chaetothyriales; Herpotrichiellaceae. The record is from RefSeq and is a predicted model, not a curated record. The transcript has a single exon.
AUGCGGCCGACUUCCGUGCGGCCAACUUUGGCUUUGGGUAGUCAGUACGUCUGCUCAAGCUGUCGACGACCUGGCUACGAUGCCGUCCGCCAGCCUGGUUUCCGCCCGCUCCAUGCGUCUCCAAUCUUCCAGCGUCCUCGGCGACGAGAGUUCUUCUCGUCGAACCCUUCCCUUCUCAGCCAGUCGGCUCAGUUGAGAGAUGAACCGAAAGAAGACUCUGCAAACAUACAAGCACAGAAGAGGAAAACAGCUCGAUCCGCAGGUACCAAAACCUCCCUUCGCAGGAUCGGCCUCGAGGCGCAACGUUCAAAAGCCGGCAAUCUUGCCCGCUCGAGCGGAAAGUCCCAAGAAGAUAUCGGCACACCCAAGUUGGUGACAGCAUACGCAGUCGCCGAUACAUUUGACCUGACCAAAGUCGUUGAUAUCCUCCGCAGCAAGGGCUACGAACCCGACCCUCUCGGCACCGGCCUCUUUCCCCAGGUCGUGCACGUCCAGAUUCCUAUAUCUUCGAUAUACCGCUCGACGAAUCCAGCUGCCGUAGACUUGUCAUCCACCGAGGUCGGGGAUGCGUUCAUAUUCCCCUCCGGCACACUCGUCACCUGGGCCCUGCCAGAAGGAUUCACAUCGUACUUUGCGACACGCACACUUCUACCGGCCGCCGAGAAUCCUCACAAAGAGCCUAUCGAGACCGAAGACCUAGACUAUAUUGAAGAUCCAACGCGGAAAGAUAGCCUCAUCAGGGGUGAGACCAUUAUACUGGGUACGAAGCAGAACAACUCCGGCUCCGCUGACAUGACAAGCGACCUCUCGCGUGAGUACCAGUACCAGUCGGUCGACACGGUGCUCACCAAGAUCGCCUUCUCGUCAGGUUUCGCACGUAGCACGAAACUAGCAGUUCUCGAGACAAACUUGUCCACCUAUCUCACAUCGACCGCCGACAUUCCCGCUCUUCUCUCCAAGGGCUCGCGUCUCCCGUUCAAGUUGUCCCGAGGCUUCAUCCUACGCAAGACAGGCCAACUCCUUCUCCUCCGCGCACAACUGAACCUCUAUUCCGAACUCACGGACUCGUUACCGGAUAUAUUCUGGGACUCUCGCCACGAGCUGAACCUGGAGAACUAUUACGACCAAGUUGGACGAGCUUUGGACGUCGGAAUUCGAAUCAAGGUGUUGAACGAGAAGAUGGACUAUGCAGCGGAGAUCGCGACCGUUCUUCGGGAGAGACUGAGCGAGAAGCACGGCUUGUUCCUCGAGUGGAUGAUCAUCGUGCUCAUCGCAGUCGAGGUCGGCUUUGAAGUUCUGCGGCUGUGGAAAGAGGGGUUCUGGGAGGAGGUUUGGGAAGAGAGCAGAGGGCGCAGCCGUGCCUCUAAGAAACACGAGUCGGACAGGAUCCUCGAAGAGGCUGCUGAUUCUUGA